GAUCAGUCAGUUUCGAGACGUUCGGGCGUGCAAACCUCGUUCCGUUGCGGUCCCGCGGGGUUAUAUAAAGUUUACUGGGAAAUUGUUGGAAAAUUCACCGAUAGCCAAUAGUGUAAUGUUCAACAAUUGAACGGAUAUGCUUUUCCAUGCAGGAAAGUUGCUAGAAACAGUGAAAAAGUUCUAAGUAAUCCUUUUUUCGCAACCUGGUCAGCAGUGAAAAGUUAUUUUUAUUAAUAUAGUGCUCCCGGGAAUGUACUGCGGGUUUAUAAGAUGAGUGGUAGCGUGCCGUUGAGAUCGCCAACGCCUCCAGCUAUGGCAAACCAUCCAUCGUCUAGAUUUAGAAUCUCGAGAACCAUGCCUUCAUGGGUGACCGAGAGCAGUGAUCGGGUAGGACCUGCACCACCUCCUCCGCCGGUAAAUAUGGACCCGGAGUACGAAGUCAUAGACGUCGCUAAUCAACAAUAUUCUAAUACUCCACCGCCAAUUCCAGUGAAAUCAGCUGAUAUUAAACGAAUGACCGUUAUGAAAUGCGACUUAUGCGGAUCUGUGACACCGGCAGUACGUUGUGCGCAAUGCGACAAUAACUUUUUCUGCGCAUCUUGCGACGAUCGCUACCACCGUCAUCCCAAACGUCAGACACAUACGAGAACCCCCGUAGAAUUGCAAACCACUCCCGCGGCGGUCGCCCCUACCACUACUGCGGUGAAACCACCGCUGCCGCCGAAGGGCGAGGCUGGCACGAGCGGUCCCCUGCCGCCGCCCCGAAGAAACAAACGCCCCGGUAGUUUUCACUUUCCCAGUCCCCUGCUAGGACGCAAGCAGGACCAGGACCAGACUAUCCCCACUACCGUCCCGCAAGGAUCAAUCAGUACCCAGAAACCACCGCAACCUCCUCCAAGUCCGGCUCUAUCUCUUCGCGAAAAAAUGAAUUCGCUAAAACGAUUCAUACACCCAUCGAAUAGACCAUUGCCAGAUCCACCGGAGAACAAAAUCCAUUCUUCCACGUCGUCGCUGGAUACGGUUUCCAAACGAUCGUUUUCCACCGGGGCUCCCAGGUCCGUGUCGAGUACAAUGGAAAAGAUUCAAAACAACACGGCCGCAACGCUGGAUCGAAUGACCAUGCUGCAACAGCGCUACCGUCAGCACCAGGAAACCAUGCGGACCGAUAGCGAUCGAAGCCGCCGAGCGAGCCUGAUUUCUAAUGCCGAUAUGCAGUCAUCAUCGCAAACUAUACGCACAAAACCACCAUCAGUUCCAUCAACAAUACUAAAUCAACAGCAGCAGCAAUUCCAUCAACAGCACCUUGCGUUGCAAUCGAGAUGGAACGAGCCACCGACACCCAGAAUAAGAUCUGGCAGUGUUGCUUCGGGUAUCAAUCUAAUGCCCAGUGCUUCUUCCCCAGUGCCUAACGAGAGCAAUGCUCCCAGCAUUAAUAAUCAAUCGUUCAUGUUCCCCCCACAGCGUACGGAUUUGGGUGGAAGUCCCGACCCAGGACUGCCUAAUCCUCGCAGUACCUCUGUUUUCAAUCUGAACCAGAUGCACCAACAGCCAGCACAGCCCAAUAUGUGGGGUUUCACUCCUUUACAACAGGCUCAAUCAAUGGCGCAAAUGAGUUUCAAUCAAAUGGGUUGGAAUCAAAUGAACCCUUGGAUGGCAGGCCAGACACAAAACGGUUCGAACAUGAGCCUCAACAUGCCAUCGUCCCAACAAGGUCGCUACCCACCCGACCCGUCAAGAUAUCCGCCAGGGUGGAACAAUGCAUGGGGCGGAAUGUAUCCGUAUCCUAUGGGGAUGAUGCCAAUGAUGCAUGGAAUGGCGAUGCCCCCACCGCGAUCGCGAGCUCAUUCGCGUGCAGCCUCCCCAGCGCUCAGUAUCAAAUCGCGUAAAUCCACCAUGUCUAUGCGUAAUCGUAGCAGCUACAUCAACGAUCUAACCGAUGAUGAAGAUUCUGAUGAAGAUUUUGGAAAAUCCCGAGGCAGACGAGACCGUCGUCAUCGAGUGAAUUCAAACAGCAGUCUGGAUUUCGACGAACCAGAACCGAACUCAUUUGUUCGAGCGUCAAGUGUAAAGCAUUCUCGUUUCAAUCGGGAUCGCCGUGGAACAUCUUCAGCAAGAUCAUUGAUAGACUAUCCGACAUCAUACAAACGUGAUAUUCAUCGUUCCAAAUAUGAUCGUGAAGAACUCCUGCGUGACCGAUUCGAUAAGAUGUCACUAUCGUCGCAAAGGAAGGUGACUUCCGAUUCGUAUACCAAUGAUUCCGAUUUGGAAACGAAUCGACGAGGAUCUAAUAAGUCUAAACCAAACAACGAAAGCUUGACUACUCCACGCAAGAUUACGUCAGAUUCCUUGACAAAUGAUUCCGAUGGUGAAAUAGAACGGCGUCGCGUGGCGAAGCAAAGCCGCUCUCCCAGCAAUGUAUCUUCUCCAAUGAAAGUAGCUUCGGAUUCAUUUACCAACGAUUCAGAUGCUGAAUUUGAACGUAGGAAACAGAGAAAAAAUUCUGGACUACUGUCGCCAAAACGCAUGGAAUCUGAUUCGUUAACUGGUGAGUCUGAUGUGGGGCGAGAGAAAGUCAAGCCUGUGGGGAUCAGAAAACUUUCCGAUACGGAAAAGGGUAAACCUGUUAAACCUAAAGCAAGCAAAACAAACCCUAAGAAAGUUCCAUCGGACUCUCAUACGCCUGAUACAGAUGGCGAUCAGAAGCGAAGAUUUGCUACCAAGAAGCCAAUGAAGAAAAAUUCCAGUACUGAAUUCAUUCCAAAUGAUUCAGAACCUGAAACUGAUAAGCAAACAGAAAUAAAGCGGAAAAUAUCUAUAAUUGUUCAUGAACCUCCAGAAAUAAAGUCUUUAUCUGAAUCUAACAACGAAAACGAAAAUGAUCAUUCACAAAGCAUCGAAAUAAAGAAUCAAAUCAACGAAACCAAACCAGAAGCAAUCCAGUUUACGACAGAAGAAUCACCGCCUCCCCCACCUCCGAUAAUUGCACCAAAUCGUGAAUGGGAAUGCGCGUUCUGCACAUACGUCAACGAAGCUGGAGUCAAAAUAUGUGCAAUCUGCUGCAAAACUGUAACUGUAGAUGUCGAAGCGCCCACAAAAAUAGAUCCCGAAACUCCACGAUCACCACCCCCGGAUGUUGUUCAAGAACCACCGUGCGAAAAACGAACAGUUCAAAAUCCGACAACGGAUGUGAAGAAACUACAAACGAUCAUACCGCCAGUCGCCAAAGAAGUCGAUAGCAAGAAGAAAGACAAUGAUGAUCGCUUUGGUGGUGGUGUUGAACAAUCAGAUCAGGUUGAUGAGUUUUUACUCGAGGAAAAUCAGUACGAAAACUUUGAAAUUCAAUCCGCCCUCCCAGUCAAAUUAGAAAAUCCCAAAGGCAGUGGUGAAAUCAAGCAAAAUUUAGACAGUGAAGUGACAAAACUUGUGAACAAGGUAGUGAGAGAAAAAGUAUCCACAGGAUGCGGCCCGUCCCCCCCGCGGGAGUUUAUCGAGGAAAAGGAAGCUAUGGAUACUGUCGAUAGUAGACCGUCUUCCUCGGCUAGGGCCUCGAUCGGAACGUCUCCUCCUCCACAGGACAUGUCCACACAGACCUAUGAAACGUUCGAGAAAGUCCGUGAAGAUUCGUCGACCAUCGAAUCGGUGCAGGUCCAGUCCAGCAACAACCUGACCCAACCACCAUCAGGCGGUGUUUAUAAACGAUCCCAUUCACUAGCCACUCCACAGUUACUGCAAGUGGCCAAUUCUCGCCCGGACAACAUCCAACAGAGCUUCUCGACUGAUACGCAGAGUCUUCCACCGACUCCGCACGAGUUGAGCCCUCAGCCACAUUACGUGCAGCAGCAAAAUGAAACUCAUCCAUCGUCAAUCGCUUCACCACAUCAUGCAGACGAAAGUAUGUCCUAUUUGGACCGCGCCAUCAAUCAAAUCAUCCAAACUGCUGCCACCAGAACGAAUUUCGGAUUGACACGGCCGCUUGAUCAGCACAAGUAUCGCGCAAUGAACGACCUACGGCGCAUCGAUACCGUACCAAGCCAAGCGCCACCCCGACCGACCACUGACAACGUUGAACUGCUUCACAGUAGACGAAAGACGACUACGAACAACAUGAACGAAGCUCCUACAAAUGGCACAAAAAUGAUGGAACCGUUGUCAAGCAACGGACAGAAUAGUUCCGCCGAGAAUGAGUUCAUAAACUUAUUGAAGGAGGCAUCACACUACAACUUUACGACUGACGAGCUGCAGGCAGCAUUAAGUCUUUGCAAGGAUAAGCAUCCAGUACUAUGGCUCCGUGACAACUGGUCCAAGUUGGUAGAUACCGUGCAAACAUUGGCUACAAAGUACGGUCAUGAGAAACGAGAGAAUACGAUAGGGACCAUUUCUUCGGCUGAAGCUCGCGAAGCACUACGACUGCAUAAAGGGAACAUCUGGCACGCUAUCACGGAAUGUAUCGAGCAGCGUCAGAAAAAGUAUCAUGAGAUCGCUUCGAAAGGUAACUUCACCCGAGAAGACAUUGUAACAAGUCUAACCGCUCACCAUGGAAAUAUGGAUCUUGCUAUGGUUGAGCUCAGUAAAACACAGCUAAAACCCUUCCUAAUGCGUAUCUGGGGUCCUCCAAAUGGGGCAGACAACGACUCUGGUAACUCGCUUUUACAGCAAGCUCUAAAAGAGGAUCGGAGUGGAAUUAGCACCGAGAUCCAGGAGUUUAUAAGUACCCAUGUCGAAAAAGAACUGUUGCCAGACAAGGCUUCAGAAUGCCUAUCAACCGUUGAAGUAGAAGUCGCGAGUAGUCCUGAAGUCAAAUUCCACCCCAACGUGGAUAAAACCAAUCACACGACUGUCAAUGAAAAUGGGAAAUGUGAUGUCCCGGAUGAAGAGAGCGUUACAUCUAACACUCUAAUUCUGAGGGAUAUCGAAAAAUUGAUCGAUCAAAUGGAAAAGAAUCAGGAAAACAAAAACGAAGACGUGCUGAAAAAUAUCCAGCAUCUUCUCACCAAGCUAGUCGAAAAAAGCGGAUCUCGACCAGCGUCACAAGCUUCGGUACGUUCUGAAUCAUGCGAGCGCAUCAUAGUAAAAAGUCCAAUUCCACUUCCGCGCAUGAAUCAACCAUCCGAAAGUGAAUCGAAACCGAUAUACGAAGACAUUCGAAAUUUUAUGGCAGAAAACAUUCAGGAAGUUCUUCCAAGUCUUGUGGAUCAAGUCCAACAAGAAUUGAGAAGCGUACCAAUUCAUACUGAAAAAACUCUAGUAGACGACAUUCGAGAGACGCUCAUGAACGCAGACUUCUCUGAAGAAGAGUAUUCGGUCAUCAGCAACUUUCCAUUCAACAUCAACGACAAAGACGAUAUGCAUGAUUUUCCAAACAUAAAAAAGCGAUCUUCGAUGGGAUUUCAAACCGCACAAGAAGACGACAACGAAUAUGCUAACAUACAGGACUUCAUUAUGAGAGCUAUUCGGACCGAACGUCUGACUAACGAAUUCGAACAAUAUAAAACUAACAAUUAUCGAUUCGACAGUAGUUCCGACGAGGCUAGAAACACUGCGGAAUCGGCCGACUAUUACGACAUUGUUGCUGUGAAUCAACGAAUUCAGGACUUACUCAACAGGAACAGAGAGGUUGUAACAAGUUUGGGUUCCUUGGAGAUUGAACCACCAACAUCAGUUGACAAUCCCGCUGAAGAGGCAAUCUACGUAAACACUGCAGAAAUUAAUGCAUUUGCUGCUACGCAGCACAAUUCUGAAACAUCAGAGAGAAAGCAGGUGAAAAAGCGACGUGUGUCCAGAAUCCCUGUUAACAAAGAUAAUUACCUACAGCGAAGACCAGUCAAAAGUUCCUCUGAAAGUGAUUUCGAAGCAAUAGCACAUAAUCAUAAAUCACCCAUUCCGACAGUGCAUGUAGAUCAUGUUGAGGAACUGCGACAUGUUGUAGAAAACAUCGAAAAAAUUGAACAGGAACUGGAUAUGUUACCAAACGAAUUGGACAGUCCAAGUGUAGACGUGGUUCAACCUAUCUAUGAUAAUGUCGUAGAUACAGAAGAGAUCAUCGAAGUUGAAACACAGCCCACGCCAGAGAUCAUAACUAGUGAACAGCAACCCUUAUCCAAUCAUAGUCUAACUUGCGAGAAUGUCCCAGAUACAUCGCUUAUCAUUCCGCCGAACCAUGAACCUCACGACCAAAGUACUGCUUCUGAGGAAAUCAAUGACACCUGCGAAGAUGUUGUUAGUCCACAUAAUGUUGAUCACAUCACUGAACCAUCCAUAAGCCCUCUGCAUGAAGUAGCAAAUAGUUCCAUACAAUCCCCAGUUGCUUCUGUUCCUCUUGAAACCCCAUCAGUAGUGGUCCCUGAAGCCGUUUCCCAAAGUCCUGAACCAAUGCUCAUUUCACCUGCUGAGGAGCCUCUUCAACCGCUUGCUGCUAGUCCAACUAUAAUUGAAAUCGUCGAUGCACCACAACUGAAUACUGAACCUAUCAAAGACGAACCUGUGUCCAUAUCGCUGCCCAAACCAUCCAACAAUCUGUCGGACUUGGUACUGGAUACCAAGCGGCUGAUACAGCAGAUGAAAGACGAAAUAGCCUCUGACAUGGCGACCAUGGAAGACGAGGAUGACGUGUACGAAGACGAAUACUACGAGGAAGAUGAGUACGGUGACUGGACGGAAGGUGACGAAAUGAUGGAAGAGUGGGAUUCCAACGAAGAAUACGACGUGGAUGAAAACGGCGACUUUUUCGAGUAUGAAGACGAAGACGAUGACGGUUCGGUGAUGUUCAGUGAAAUAGCUCCAGAGGACGUUGUACAUUCAGUGGACCAAGUGGAAGAAAAAAGGAUUGAGGAAAGCAAACCAGAGCUUCCCAAGAUAAAUGCAGCGAUGGUGCGGGAGAUGGAGCGCAACAGCGCAUCAGAAGUCAGCGAUCUGCCCUUGGAUAGUGAUUUCAAUGACACGUUGAGUGUGAUCGAGCAAUCAUUCGGUGAGGUUACCGACAUUUUGAGUUUAGCUGUUGAAGGAUUGACGGGAAAUAACCAACUGGAUUACGACGAGCUUUCGGGUGCAGACACAGUACAGAAUAGUCCGGAGAUAAGUACAAUUAGUGAAGUCACACUCGUAGCAGAUGCUACGGAUUCUACUGAAGCAACGCUGGUGGCAGAGGAGAACAUGAACUUGACCAUGAAAAAUGUGCAAACGUUAUUGAAUGCCAAAGUGGUUAUUGGAGAAUUUAUCAAGACAGCUCAGCAUGCUGGAAACAGCACCGUGAAUCUAGAUCCAGCAAAUCAAGUUCAGACCGGGGAGCGCACAAUUCACGAUUUAGUACAAUCUGGUCCGAGUCAAUCUGUCGCCGGCGUUGAAAAACGGGCUACACCUGAACCACACCCACAAGAUUCAAAGGUUCCUGAAACCGAUACAUCUGACGCUAUGUCGAAUGACGCAGAACAAAACCAUGCUGAAAAGGAAACUGCUUCGGCUACGCACGUUCUGGAUGCCACUAUUGAAAUGCUGAAUACCGUCGCGAGAGACCUAAGUGAACAACUCCAGCAGGUUUCACCGGUUCCACCAAUUGAAGAGCACAACAGUCAAGAAAUUACAGCUACAGAGAACAAUGUUCCAGAAUAUGCUACUGUGAAUCGGAAUAGAGUAACAGGUCAUCUGGUCAACCUUGAGGUCGAUCAAAAAUUAGAUCACGAAAUACUUGAGUACGUGAAUAUUAAACAACUUCAAAAUAUGCCAACCGAAAAUGGUUCGACAUCUGUACAGACCGUUGUAAACGGAGCUGAUGAUACAAUCACAAAUGGACAAUCGAUUCAAUCCGUACAAAGCUCAGCAAGUCCAACUGUAGCUCAGAUUGUAGAGGGCUCAAUAACUUGUGUGAAUCUAAUUACAUCCAAGGAAACAGUAUUUAAUCAAAUCAGCUCAGAAGAGAUUAUCUCCGAAACAGUUUCUUCUAAGGUUGACGAAAUUGAAAAUACUCUUAAUUUAGUCGCAUUAUCCGAAGAAAAUACAGAUUCAGUCAUCACAACUCUGAAUCUAGAAGAACAAUCAAUUCAGCCUACAGAACGAACAUCAUCCCAAAUACAAGAAUCCUCUAUUCAACACGUGAUGAACCCCAAUAUUGGUCAGACUUCUAUGAAUCAAGCUCAGUCCACUUCUAUAAACCAAGAAGAAGUCCACAAACUUUUGAACCCAGAAAAUACUCCGUCAUCUAUCCAGCUGGACCUAAAAGAUCAUGUUGAUGAAAUUUCCAGUGGUGAGGACGCAAGUGACGUCAGUAUCGUGGCCUCAUCUACGAUACAUGGUCAACCUGAUAAUAAUAUCUUGGCUGUGCAUUCAGAAGCAACACAUUCUGUACCUCCGGAUAACGAUUCAGGACACAGUUCCGCAAUUACUACCGACCCAGAUAAAAGACAUACUUCAGAUACUACCUCAACCAAAGACAUGAGUUCACCAAGUAAUGAACAAACUUUGAACAAUUCAGUAGAAUUGCAUCCUGUUCAGAAUCAAAUCAUGGAGACAACACGAGAUUCUACAACAGUAUUCCCGGCAAAGACUGAAACUCUUCAAAGCUCUUCUUCAAACGAAGAUGAAAAUACUGUGGAGAUAGUGGCCGAAAUUAUAAACCAAAUCUCGGAGAUCAUACAAAGAUCAACUGUUGAAGAAGAAAUUGUACCACCAAUACUCACCAACGGAGUAAUUCACGAUGCGACUAUCCGUUCAUCCAUAUCGCGAGAGCCCUCGGAGGAUUCUUCUAGUUUUAUUGAAGUUCAUGCCUCACAAGUGAUCAUUCAUUCACCAAACGGUGAAGAACCAUCAUCCCAGUCAUCAUCUGAAGCACUUACGCAGUCGUCCAACAUCUAUGAAAACGUUAAAGCCUCUUCAUCAACUCGAAAACCCUCUCCCAAAUCCUCAUCAAAAUCCAUAAAAACUCCUGGUCCAGGCACUGCCCAGACAUCAUCACAGAGCACCACUAGCAAGAAACUGACCACUCCAUCCUCGUCAUCAUCUCCAUCCGGCCAGAAAACUACCAAACUCGUCAAAGCUAAAACCAAAGCCUCCACCGAAAUCAAAAAGAAUACUUCCACCACAUCCGAUUCCUCUAGUCGUAGAAACUCUCUUCGCAAGAACUCCAUUGGCAGUCCGUUCGGUCCCAUGCAGAUCAACUCCGUCAAGAACAUGCAGAAAGAGUUCCUCAACAAGACACAAAAAGAUUCAUCGAAAUCGCCCACCAUCACGCCGAAACCAAAACCAUCCAAACUGGUGCAACCGAAGGCAUUCAUUAAUAAUAAGCUUACCAACCCUAUUACCAUACCCACUCAGCCGAACGUUGCGGCGAGCACUAGUAAAGCUUCCACAUCGUCGUCCGGGGAGCCGGGCUCGUCCCGUUCCACACCGGGGCCAAGUUCGUCCAAGUGCACCACUCCGGGGGGAUCUCGCGAAGGUUCGGUCACCUCGGAGCAGAAACGCAAACUCCGAAAGAAGUACAUGGAAACGUGCUUCAGCGACGACUACUUUACCUCGGAUGAAGACGAUGAGUGCACCACGACGGUCACGGAGAACACGGAGAGUCGCACAAUCAUUCGAUCGCUGGUUAAGCCGUUCGAGCCCAGUGAGGAACCGCUGGAGGUUCAAGCGCGUCGUUUGCUGGACGAAGGCCGCGUGAUGUCCUACCAGCAAGCAGAGCUGGCGAUUCAGCUGAUUGAAAUGCGAUACGCCCAUGAGAAUGCGGUAUGGGCAGCCACGCAAUGCCACACAAUUGAGGAAGCCAAGAAUCUACUCCAGAAGGAAUGCGAACUGUGCCUGGGAACAUACCCAAUGAAUGAGAUCAUUUCGAUGCUGAAGUGCACUCACACGUGCUGUCUGGACUGUGCUAAAGUUUACUUUACCGAAGAAAUCAUGCACCGUUCCAUAACCAACUGCAACUGCCCAUACUGUAAGGAACCGGAUCUAAACAAUGCCGAUACGACGGAAGACGACGUCCUGGAAUAUUUCUCCAAUCUGGACAUUUUGCUGAAGAACAUCGUUGACGAGGAGGUGCACGAUCUGUUCCAGCGGAAGUUGCGUGACCGAACGCUGAUGCAGGACCCGAACUUCAAAUGGUGUGUCGAUUGCUCGUCCGGAUUUUUCGCUCGACCACGCCAAAAGAGGCUAAUUUGCCCGGAUUGUGGGUCUAUUACUUGCUCAUCGUGUCGGAAACCUUGGGAAUCGCAGCAUGAAGGUAUCUCGUGUGAACAAUUCGCUGCCUGGAAGGAGGCCAACGAUCCGGAGCUGCAAGCCCAAGGAGUGGCACGGCAUCUGCAAGCCCAUGGUAUCAGCUGUCCAAACUGCAAAUUUAAAUAUUCGCUGUCGCGUGGUGGCUGCAUGCAUUUUACCUGCACCCAGUGCAAGUUCGAGUUUUGCUUUGGCUGCAACAAACCGUUCAUGAUGGGCGCCAAAUGUGACGUCUCUCCGUACUGCGCUAAGUUGGGUCUCCAUGCGCACCAUCCGAGGAAUUGCCUAUUCUACCUGAGGGACAAGGACCCGAAAGAUCUACAAACGUUGCUGACGAUGCACAAUGUGACGUAUAACACCGAACCAUCCGAGCUGAUGAAGCGAGAAUUUCUGGAAGGUGGAGCAGCAGCUAUGCAAUGCCCCAUUCCCAUUCAGAGGGAAAACCCAGCCGGUGGUCUGAUGGACACCGUAUGCAAUGGUGAUGUCCCUGACGGAUACGCUGGACUGUGCCGAACACACUAUGUUGAGUAUCUGGUAGGCGCGGUAUCCAAGGCACAAAUCGAUCCCCUGCCAAUUCUGGAUCUUACUGAUUGUGUCCAGGAAUUGCGCAGACGGGGAAUACCACUGCCGGAGCGGGGUCCUUGGGAUACCGACGAAAUCUACCGAGAAAUGUGCCAGAAGAUCGUCAAAGAGCAAAUUCCAUUGAACUAAAGUGCAACCCAGGAACAAUCCGCCUGUUGGUCAUCGUAGCCAGAGGAGCCAUAGAUAUUGUCAUCAUGCUACGCGCAAUAAAACCCUCUUCUAUGAUACUCAA
Molecule: messenger RNA, 11008 nt
Organism: Armigeres subalbatus
Lineage: Eukaryota; Metazoa; Arthropoda; Insecta; Diptera; Culicidae
Gene: LUBEL
Product: E3 ubiquitin-protein ligase lubel
Exons: 21
Coding region: 271-10905 (3544 amino acids)
Biological process (GO): protein linear polyubiquitination
Cellular component (GO): LUBAC complex
Molecular function (GO): K63-linked polyubiquitin modification-dependent protein binding; K48-linked polyubiquitin modification-dependent protein binding; ubiquitin protein ligase activity
Source: RefSeq, a predicted model, not a curated record